AAGAACAGGAGUAAUAUAGUAAGGAUGGUUAGAAGAAAGAGUGAGAGCUGUGAUUGUUAGAAGACAACCAGCUAAUGGUUACAUUUUGAAGGAGCGUAUUUUCUGAAUAGCAGACUAACAGUUUAGACUUGCAUGACGACUCCUUAGGAUCCAAGUAGAAUCGCUAGGCAAUUGUAGAGAGUAAAAAAUAAAGGCACUGCGACAGCUUGUAACAAGAUUUAGAUUCCCUUUUUAUUUUUUUUUUCCCUUUAUUUAUUCAUAACACGUUUUAAAUGCAACGCUGUUUGAUAUAUGAGAAAACGAUGGCAGCCGAGACGAGGAACGGCGGGAGUUCACUGAACAACAAUAACUGCAAAGACCACAGCAGGAGAAAGUUACUGGUCGGAGUGGACCUCUUCUGCUUAUUUUUAGCCGGCCUGCCUUUCUUGGUCAUUGAGACCAGCGCUGUUCAGCCUUACCGUAGAGGGUUUUACUGCGAUGAUGAGUCCAUCAAGUACCCGGCCAAAAACGGAGACACCAUUAGCGACGGUGUGCUUAGUGCGGCUGGCAUUCUUAUCACCAUCCUCUCUAUCAUCGUCGGGGAGAGCUACAGGAUCUACUUUCUAAACGAGGGAUCCAAGUCUUUUGUAGGGAACCCCUACAUAUCGGCUCUCUACAAGCAGGUGGGCGUGUUCAUCUUCGGCUGCGCCAUCAGCCAGUCUUUCACUGACAUUGCCAAAGUGUCAGUGGGCCGAAUGCGCCCUCACUUCCUCGAUGUGUGCAAACUUGACUUCUCCACUAUCAACUGCUCCCUGGGCUACAUCACUGUCUACCAGUGUCAGGGGCCAGAGAGCAAAGUUCAGGAGGCCAGGAAGUCUUUUUUCUCUGGACAUGCAUCAUUCUCCAUGUACACCAUGCUUUACCUGGUGUUUUACCUGCAGUCUCGUUUCAAUUGGCAUGGAGCUCGCCUGCUGCGCCCUCUGACCCAGUUCACCCUCAUCAUGAUGUCUUUCUACACCGGCCUGUCCCGUGUCUCUGAUCACAAGCACCACCCAACUGAUGUCCUGGCAGGUUUUGUGCAGGGAGCCCUGGUGGCCUACUGCAUAGUAUUCUUUGUGUCUGAUUUGUUCAAACCCAAAGGUAGACGCUCUACCCUUUCACCAACCCCAGUGAAGAAAGAUCUAGUUCCUCCAGCGGACAACAGAGAGCGGAGUAACCAUCUCAUAAUGGCAUAGAGAAGGCUUCAAUCUGACUGUACAUAACCCUGACCGGUGACUUUUUUUUUUAAGUCACUGCUACAGCCACUGGUCAAUACUGGAUACAAAUAAACUCCCAACAAUCUGGAUAAUGGAGACAAACUAUGGAAUCUUGAGCGUCUCAUAGGAUGAGAGAAAGAGGUCUAUGGAAAACUGUCAACCAAGUUUUGCUUUCUCAAUGGAAAUGUUCAUCUUUUUCCUCCAGUCUCACCAGCCAUUUUAAUGUGGAAAAGAGAGAGGAAUGGGGAUAUUUGUACCUCUUCUGUUAUGAAGAUUAUUUGAGAUUCUCCUCUGUCAAGGCCUUUCCAUGGACACAAGUCUGAAAUGAAACAAAACUGAGAAAUGGCAGCUGUAAUCAAAGCUGUGUGUGGCUUUUGUGCCUUCUCCCCUCAGCUGCAUUCAGCAUGGGAGCUACUAUUAUAUUCCUGCCACUCACUCACUCACUCACUGUGUGACUAAUACAAACAAAUCAUGACAAAAAAACAAAUUCCUUGAUUUCAUGAAGGAUGUUGUUUUUGUUUGGUUUUAUUACAGACAUAAGCAUUGUAUGUGUGAUUUAUAGCACUAUUUUAGCGAAACUAAGUCCUGUGUGUAUCCACUUGAAUUACCUAAAGUGAAGCUUUUGGAAAGCUUUGUAAGACUAUAAUGCCGUGUUCCUUAGAAGGUGCACAUAAGUUACACUAGGUGGAAAGUACAGUGAGAACGUAUUUGUUGGAUGUGGGCCUCUUUCUGCUGGCUAGGACGAGCCCCCACUGAGCCAUUUAAUGAAAUGACUGUGUGUGUGUGUGUGUGUGUGUGUGUGUGUGUGUGUGUGUGUGUGUGUGUGUGUGUGUGUGUGUGUGUGUGUGUGUGUGUGUGUGUGUGUGUGUGUGUGUGUGUGUGUGUGUGUGUGUGUGUGUGUGUGUGUGUGUGUGUCCUUUCUGUGAGCGUACCAAUGUGUCUUAAUGUCAUGUCUAUAUAUUUCAGUGUUUAUAGCCUACAAGUGUGCCUCUCUUCAGCCAGAGAAGUGGCACCUGCUCCAACAGACACGUGUAACUCGAGACGGGAACACUGUGGGGGGGGAAAGCAUCUAAUGUUACCGUUACUAAUCGUAGUGAUGAUUCACAUCACUGAGAAAUCCUGUGAUACACUGUAUCCUACACAGGCAUACAGUAUAUACAUAUAUUCAAAAUAAAGACAGGGACGUCUAGAACAUUGGUUACUUAAAGUAGCCUUUCAGUAUCAAAGCACAAUUAAGCAAUACAGUUUAAAAAAAAUUAUAUUUAUGGCACAUUGUAACUGCGUAUUAUCUCAGUCUUGUAAUACAAUAGGGCAGGCAAUGAGGCUCUGCAUUAUUAAAGACGAAAAUCAUUACAUUGAAUUUUAAAAGUAAUAAUGAUGCUAAUAUGUUUGCUUGACAUUGAUGUUAUUAACUUUUUAGCAAAAAGAGUAAUGACACUUAAAACCACUGACUGAAAGCAUCUUCCUCAGCUUUAAGUUACUGAGACAAACUUUGAUCUGAUGCUUAUAAGAAACUAUAGUUCUUUCUUCAUACAUGGCUUGAAAAUCUAUAUACAGCAUCAGAAGAUUCUGCAUGCUACCAUACAUUGUACAAUAGUGUAUCAUUUGUAUAUAUACAUUAUAUCUUUUGAAGAAACGCCCACUAUGACUUGUGUGUCGAGACCUGUGUAAAUGUAAAACAUGCUGCUUUAAAGAGGCAAAGCUUGGCAGAUGGCAUCAAGUAACGUUGACAACUUGUGAAAAUUAAGUUUUAUGAAAAUCAAAGCUCUCAAGGCAGACGGCUUCAGUCCAUGUUUGUUUAAAAAAAAAUGCCUUUCAAUAUUUUUGUAAUGUGAAAUUUUGUACAAUGAAACUGUAAGAUGUAUCAAAGAUAAAUUGUCUUUAAUAAAACAAAAGGUGAAGAGCAGCA
This is a messenger RNA of Perca fluviatilis (European perch), 3144 nucleotides long. Its product is annotated as phospholipid phosphatase 3-like. Lineage: Eukaryota; Metazoa; Chordata; Actinopteri; Perciformes; Percidae. The record is from RefSeq and is a predicted model, not a curated record. Gene Ontology annotation, biological process: phospholipid metabolic process; phospholipid dephosphorylation; canonical Wnt signaling pathway. Gene Ontology annotation, molecular function: phosphatidate phosphatase activity. The transcript has 6 exons. The coding region runs from base 273 to 1214 and encodes 313 amino acids.